Molecule: messenger RNA, 3535 nt
Organism: Antrostomus carolinensis (chuck-will's-widow)
Lineage: Eukaryota; Metazoa; Chordata; Aves; Caprimulgiformes; Caprimulgidae
Gene: SLF2
Product: SMC5/6 complex localization factor 2
Exons: 19
Biological process (GO): positive regulation of double-strand break repair; protein localization to site of double-strand break; DNA damage response
Cellular component (GO): site of double-strand break; nucleus
Source: RefSeq, a predicted model, not a curated record
AAACCAGACCAUUGCAGACUUCUUCAAACCGGUUUUAAACAAAGACCUUGGCCAUAAAGACAGAACUGUGUUGUGUUCACCAGACAGAGGAAGAGUAAAAGAUGCAGGAGUCGGGCUGUCGGUUUUAUGCGCUGAACGUUUUGAAAAGAAAAUAUCUUCUCCAAGGAAGGUCAGAAGAAAAAAGAUGUCAGAGCGAACAGCAAACACAAGUCCUGUGUUAGAUGACUUUCGGAGACGAAUUAAGGAGAAAAAAGACAGUAUAAGCGUUUUGGAGAAUGGCAGAGCAUGCAAGGCCCUGGGCUCGUUCUACCCAGAAGUUGUGAUUCAAAAACUCCUUGUUACCCCAGAGUCUCACAACUGUUUCUUGGCCAAAAAGGAGAAUACUGUCAAGUCAGAACAAGGAAGAGAUGAGAAGUGUCUGAGUGUAAUAAGAGCGUCAUUGUCUCGUGGAAAUAGCUGGGAACAGGAAACUGACCAUAUGGAUCUAGAAGACACUAGUUCAGACUCCGACAAAUGGAUUUCAUCAUCAGAAGCUGGUACUCAGAAAGCCUGUGCUAGAAAUAAUGGCACAGCAAACAACAUGUCUCUGUGCCAAAACCCAGGUCUUCCCAUGAAAUUGCCCCGCACUCCGCCUGGCUCUGAAUUUAGGUUGUCACUGGAAGCUCUCUGCAGAGAGAGGAAUCGGAAGAAACAUAGAAUGAAACAAUCUAAGCCACAUCCUGUCAAGCCAUUCUCAGGAACAAGUGUAUCACAUCAGGGAACUGGAUGUCCUUUAAGAAAAAUACCACAUUCUGACUCAAGGGAGACUGCCUCAGAUGAUCCAUCUCAACCAAAGCCAAAGAAGGUUUCAAAACACGAGGCGUCUUCUUCAAAUGCACUGAGAAAGUCGUCUGAGAAGGCUGCUGGUAUGCAGAAGAGCCAGUCUGUUCCUCCACACUGCCUUAGAUAUAAGAUGUCUUCUGGGCCCUCCAAACAAAUAGACUUUCCUGGGAAAAGAAAACACACUGCCAUGGGUGCAGAGGCAGACAGUUCAAAUCAGCCUGAGGUAUCCAGUUUGAAUGACUCUGCUUUUAGCAGAUCAUCUGCAAAAUGCAAAAAUAGGACAUCUGACUUUAUAAAAAAUAUCUUUCUAAAGUCAACUUGUGGUGAUGUUCUGCAACUGAUGGAGGCUGCUGCUCUGCCUAGACAUGAGCCUACUUUUCCAGAGGAAUACCUCAACUCAAGUGAUGAAAAUGAGAAAAGUAAUUGCUCCCCUGUGGGUUUGUCAUCUUUCUAUUCUGCACACAGUCCUGGGAAAGAUAAACACGUUUCAGAUACCAAAGAGAAUCAAUUGCAGGUGGCUAACUCUUGCUUUUUCUUGGAAAAGUCCUUUCCUUUUUCUCAGGAAAAAAGUACUGUGUUGCCUUCUCUCCACCACUUAACACAAACAAAAGGUGUGGAAUCUCAUCUCCAGAAUGCUGGUUUAUCUCAGGUGUUGGAUGCUAAGAAGGAGCAAGAUGGGAAAAGAUCAGAAAGACAUGGGCACAAGAAAACUUACAGUAUUCCAUCCAGCAACAGUUUUUCAAAAACGAAAGACAAGACUUCAGAAGAUGCUUCUGAUUCUUGUUCAGUGGAAGGUUUGGGGAAACUUGCACUCUCAGAAGAGACUGGUAAAAGUGUUCCCCAUUCAUUGUCUUGUAAAGAAGGGCGCACGGACAGUGGUCAUACAUCUUCACAACUCUCAGGAGAGUUAAAAGUUCAAAGCACCUCUACAGACAAGUCCAAAUUGAAUGGAAAAUUGAAAAGCAGUUUUGAUAGUGAAGAUGAGAGUUUGGAAUGCAGUCUAGAUGGUGAUGAUGAUGAUGAUGAUGAUGAUGAUGUAGUAUUCAUGCCACUGCAAGAAAUUCUCUCUUCUAGUCCAAAGCCACAGGCAGAAACCCUGGAAGAACCUUGUCUUGACAGUUUUUCUGAGAACACUGUGACUCCAUUACUGAAGCUUCAUCUUUCUAAGCCUCCUGUUGUUAGCCAGGUAUCAUAUGUGAACAGCUUGGAACAUCUUUUGAAGGAGAAAGAAGAAUCUAAAAGGGUUGAUGAACUAGAAAAGUGGUUACAGGAAGACAUACAAGGAAGGGAAACGGAUUCUUCAGAUGGAGGAGAUAAUGAGAAUGCCAGUGGAGAUGAAGAUCUCUCCGAAGAACACAGGGCAUUUAUAAAGAAAUUUUCAGUAAUAGCUCAUGCCAUACCUGACUACCACCCUGGAGAAGAUAUAUUUGAUUUAUCAACCUCUGGGAAAAUCUUCAACCAGCAUAACCUUGACCUGAGGAGUUUUGACUUCGUCCCUCAAAAUCCUAUAGAAAAACUCCUUCUUAGUUCUGGUGUAACACAGCAGCUUUCUUUGGCUAUUAAUGGUUUUCUAAGUUCUGCUUACAGUUGUAUCUUGUGUCCCAUAACAAUUCUAAAGUGGCUUUUCCAGAUGAUGUCUGUUCAUCCUGACUAUUGUGUUUCCACGCAGAUUUUAGACAGAUUAAUGGAGAUCACACUAAAAAAUGCUUCCAUCAGUGAUGAACAGUCUAAACCAUGGAUUCCUUCACUAGCUGAUGUGUCAGCUGUUUUUGUCAAUAUGGGUGUUGCGUUUAGAUCUCUCUUUCCAUUGCAGCAUCUUCAGCCCAACUUUAACGAGUGUGAUAUUUUAAGUCAGAUGCAAGAAACAGUGAGUAAAGAACAGCCAAGAGGAGACCUAACCUCUGCCAGUCCAGCCUUCUCUAGUCUACCAGAAAACAAUUUAAUUAACGUGAUUAAGUUUCUAGGUUUCUGUACAACAGUAAUUCAAGGUGGAUAUACUGAUCAAGAAAUACUGCUGCUGCUUCUAUUGCUAUUUAAAAUAAGCUUGGAGAAACAGUUAAAGCAAAUCCCUUUGAUAGAUUUUCAGUGCCUUUUCAUAAAGCUUCUGAUAAGUAUAAAAGACUGGGAUACAAAGAUGCCUGAGCUCUGCCUGGCAGUGAGCGAACUCUCCAGUCACCACCAUAAUCUCCUGUGGCUGGUUCAGCUGGUGCCUAGCUGGAUAAUACGUGGACGGGAAGUAAGAAGACAUCUUAGUCUAGUGAUAAUUUCAAAGCUUCUUAAUAAAAGGCAUGUAGAAAUACCUGACGACAGUGACGAGCAGAUGUCUCUUCUGCAUCAGUUCCUGGUGUACAUGAAACCUUCUAAUCUACUAAAGAAGAUGAGAGAAGGACUGGAGCAGCAGAAUGACGAUGGAGACCACCUUCAUACAGAACUAGAACAGGAGGCGUACUACCUAAUCUACAUCCUCCUUCAUCUAGUCAGUGAAGCUAGUUUCUUCGAUGUUGUAAAUUCUAAUCAGAGGCAACACUUACUGAAGCUUUGUGGUGCCUUAGAUAAGCACAUAAAAUGUGAUAUUAGGGAAGAUGCAAGGCUGUUUUAUCGAACUAAGGUAAAAGAUUUAGUUGCUAGGAUAUAUGGCAAAUGGCAAGAUAUGAUACAAACCACUCUGCCUACUCAGGGAAAACUGCAUGACUUCUGGGAGCCAGAUUCAUGA